AGGAGACGCCGGAAGUGGGGGAGGGGCCGGCGGCGCGGGCGAGGGUGGGAAUCUUUUUCGGGCUCCCGGGGGCGGAGGGAAGGGAGCGCGCGUGCGCGCGCCCGGCGGGCCGUCGCCGCGGUGACCGUCCUCGCAGUCCGUCGGCUCGCGUCCCGCCCCCGUCGCCCCCUCCCCUGUCGCGCGCUGGGGCUGUUUCUCGCUCCUCCCGAGUUACUGCCGCCGUCGCCGCCGCUCCUCCUCUCCCGGUCCUGGGUUUCCCUGGCGCUGCGGCCGCCGCUCCCUCUGCGACCUGUAUGAGGAGGAGGAGGAGGAGGAUGUGAAGAUGGCGGAGCUGCAGAUGCUGCUGGAAGAGGAAAUCCCGGGGGGCCGCCGGGCCCUCUUCGACAGCUACACAAAUCUGGAACGGGUGGCCGAUUACUGCGAGAACAACUACAUACAGUCAGCAGAUAAGCAGAGAGCCCUAGAAGAAACCAAAGCCUACACCACCCAAUCCUUAGCAAGUGUUGCCUAUCUGAUAAACACCUUGGCCAACAAUGUCCUGCAGAUGCUGGAUAUCCAGGCAUCCCAGCUACGAAGGAUGGAAUCUUCAAUCAAUCAUAUUUCACAAACAGUUGAUAUUCAUAAAGAGAAAGUUGCAAGAAGAGAAAUUGGUAUUUUGACUACCAAUAAAAACACUUCAAGGACACAUAAGAUUAUUGCUCCAGCCAACCUUGAACGACCAGUUCGUUAUAUUAGAAAACCUAUUGACUAUACAAUUCUAGAUGAUAUUGGACAUGGAGUAAAGGUGAGUACCCAGAACAUGAAGAUGGGUGGGCUGCCGCGUACAACACCUCCAACUCAGAAGCCCCCUAGUCCCCCUAUGUCAGGGAAAGGGACACUUGGGCGGCACUCCCCCUAUCGCACACUGGAGCCAGUGCGUCCUCCAGUGGUACCAAAUGAUUACGUACCUAGCCCAACCCGUAAUAUGGCUCCCUCGCAGCAGAGCCCUGUGAGGACAGCUUCUGUGAAUCAAAGAAAUCGAACUUACAGCAGCAGUGGGAGUAGUGGAGGGAGCCACCCAAGUAGUCGGAGCAGCAGUCGAGAGAACAGUGGAAGUGGUAGUGUGGGGGUUCCUAUUGCUGUUCCUACUCCAUCUCCUCCCAGUGUCUUUCCAGCCCCUGCUGGCUCUGCUGGCACUCCUCCCCUUCCUGCUACUUCUGCAUCUGCCCCUGCUCCUCUUGUUCCUGCUACUGUCCCUUCCUCCACUGCCCCAGACGCUGCUGCUGGGGGUGCCCAGACCCUUGCUGAUGGCUUCACUUCUCCAACUCCCCCUGUUGUUUCUUCCACUCCCCCUACAGGUCAUCCUGUACAGUUCUACAGCAUGAAUAGGCCUGCCUCUCGCCAUACUCCCCCAACAAUAGGGGGCUCGUUGCCCUAUAGACGCCCUCCUUCCAUUACUUCACAAACAAGCCUUCAGAAUCAGAUGAAUGGAGGACCUUUUUAUAGCCAGAAUCCAGUAUCUCUUGCUCCUCCUCCUCCCUCCAUCCUACAGGUAACUCCUCAGUUACCUUUAAUGGGAUUUGUGGCCAGAGUCCAAGAAAAUAUUUCAGAUACACCACCUCCACCGCCACCUGUGGAAGAACCAGUCUUUGAUGAGUCUCCCCCACCUCCUCCUCCUCCAGAAGAUUACGAAGAGGAGGAAGCUGCUGUGGUUGAGUAUAGUGAUCCUUACGCUGAAGAGGACCCACCGUGGGCUCCACGUUCUUACUUGGAAAAGGUUGUGGCAAUUUAUGACUAUACAAAAGACAAGGAAGAUGAGCUGUCCUUUCAGGAAGGAGCCAUUAUUUAUGUCAUCAAGAAGAAUGACGAUGUAUUAAAAACAAAGCAAGCUGAGUCUGAACAAAUGGAUCUUUCCGCCAUCAUUUGUACAAUGCUGAGCUGUCUGGAUUGAAAUAAAAUGACCAUUUUUAUAUAUGUCAAAGGUAUAACAGCAUAACUGUGUAGCCAAAACAAAAUCAGAUUAAGACUGAUUCAGAAAAAUCUGGGAUCUUUCUCAGGAAUACUGUAUACCCUUGGGAUUUCUCCUCCUGCAGAAUCUGUGGCAUUGGAUGUUCUUCAUUGCCUGUGCUAAGGGGUUAACCUCAUGGCCCAGUGGGUACCCCAGCCCCUCCUUUUCUUCCACUUGUAUGAAGAGGAGGGAACCAACAUUUAAAUACCACACUUAACCAUUUUUACAAUUAUUUCAGAUGGCUUUUUUCCUCUGUGACACUGUAAAUUCUGCAUUCUCUCAGCACUUGAGUGCACCAAACGAGUGAAUGCUGAACUCACUUGCAUCCCUUCAUGUUUCUGUUUGUGGAUUAUAAGGAUGAUGAAAUGUGAAAGUCUCCCAACACUCUGAGGGUGGUGAACGAUUGCCACCCAUUUGAUUUUAAUGUGCUGCUGCAUGAGACUGCAUUGUUGCUAAUGGCCAGUGUACCCAGAUGUGAAGUGUGGUAGGCUGGUUCAUAUGUGGAGGUGGGUGUGUGAAGCUAGACACGAAGGUCCCUAAGGUUCUGAAGAGACUUGAGCUGUGGAAAUGCUCUUAGCAGGCAUCCCGAACCCCUGCCUUCGGUGCUGUUUUGAGGAGUAGGAUCUUGGAGUUCAGACCAACUAUGACUAUCAUUUCCUUCACUAUCUAGAAAAACGCUAUUCUACUUUGGAAGAGAAUAGUAGUUAUUUUCAAGUCUCCUGACAGUCACUGGGAGUACAAGGUUUGCUAAUGUGCUCUCUGGACGUUAUUAAUGGCCAGUAUUAGUUGCUGCUGUAUUACUGACUCGCUUAGCUGUAGAAAGGGUAAUACUCUCCUGAUUUUGUAUGAUUGGACUCUUAAGUAGCUGCUGUUAGUCAGAAUUAAAACCCAUCUCAGACUAAGAAUAUAAUGAAUAAGAUUAAUAGGCCAAAAUAUGUAUCUAAUCACAUUGAUAAAAAUUAAUAUAACUUUGACACAAUAAAACACAUUUCCCCCAUCUGUACAAUAAAUACAGCUUCAAAUUCAAUGGAGUCUGUAGGGCAGAUAACUUUAAUCAUCACUACUGUAGUCAGUAUAAGAAAUGUUGAAAAAAGUCCAGGAGGGCUUGUCUCUUUGUGCGUGGUCACUGUGAUGUUGGGCCAGCUCCUGUUCAGGUCCAGAGCUGCUAACGUGGGUUCUACUCAGUCCCAGUGACUUGGCCAGAAUAGAGCUUUGCCAGGUAACUGCCCUGUGCUAGGUGAAAGGGGAAAAGCAGUAGCUGGAUAUAUUUCAAAUGAGGUCUUGAACAAGUUCAGAAAGCGGAACUUGAUUGAAAAGUGAACAAGUGUAGUAGUGUGUGAGAAAACUCAGAUGGUGUCGGAUGCAGAAGUUAAUAUUCCACUUAUGUUAUCUGAGCAUUAAAAAUCAUCAGCAUUUAACUGAGACCCCGCUAUAGAGUUUCCUUAUCAAGACUUUUUGGUUUUAAAGUUGUUUUUAAUGCAUUGCAAGUUACAAUAGCUAUUUUGCUUUUAGAUUUUUCCCAGCACUUUGUAUUUAUUAGCUUUCAUUAACUUGCCUCCAGUAUACAUUCCACUUCGUGCUUUUCUUAGGUCAUUUCUACAUCCCUUAUUCCUUGUUUUCCUGCAGUGUAAUGGCCCUGAAUGUCCUCUGAGCCUUCAGCUCCAUUAUGGACCCAAACUAGACUAUACUUGGAUAAGUUAAGCUCUUCUUCGUGUACUGGUCUAUAAUUAGAAAAACUGUUUUAAAUUAGAUGUUCCCAUUAUUUAUUUAAACAGCUUUUUGCUGAGAAAGCUUAGUGGAUUAAUGAGGCAGAGGGUGUUUUGAAAUCCAAUAAAUAGUUCCCACAGGCUGGGUGUGGUGGCUUACGCCUGUAAUCCCAGCACUUUCGGAGGCCGAGGUGGGUGGAUCAUGAGGUCAAUAAAUUGAGACCAUCCUGGCCAACAUGGUGAAACCCCAUCUCUACUAAAAAUACAAAAAUUAGCUGGGCGUGGUGGCGCACACCUGUAGUCCCAGCUACUUGGGAGGCUGAGGCAGGAGAAUCACUUGAACCUGGGAGGCGGAGGUUGCAGUGAGCCGAGAUUGUGCCACUGCACUCCAGCGUGGUGACAGAGCGAGACUCCAUCAAAAAAAAAAAAAAAAAGUUCCCACAGCUCACCACUACAGAAGCAGGGAAGACAACUAUGCAGAAAACAGAGUUAGUGGUGGUCAGCAGGAAUGCAGCUGGUCUUUUGGACCCCUACUGGAUGGGGGCAGUGCAGAAGACACUGGUGAAGUCCUUUAUACUGAAGACCUGUGGUUGGGAGCAGGGGGAGUCCAUGGGUCUGCUGAUUUUUUUCCCCUAUUUAGUACUAAUGUGUGUGUGAUCUUUGUUUUACAAACAAUACCUUUUGGGUUUUCUGCAUAUUUUAAAAUUUUUGUACAGUUUUGAAUUCUAUAGAUUGUCUUGGAAGGAUACUGUGUGAUGGGCCAGGCACACAGUAAUUGGAGACUUUUAAUGUAUGUAAUAUUUCAUAGAUUGCAUGCUAUUAAUCGUCUGUGAGGGUAGUAUUUUUUGUUUUAUUGUAAGUUUCCCUUUUUUUAUAAAUUAAAAGAUGGUAUUAGGAAUUUCAAAUGAAUGCAGAAAAUCUUACAUGCUGUGUACUAUUAAUAUUAUAACAGACGAUCCAAGUCCAAAAUCUGACCAAUAAAGCAACCAUUUUAUCAAGAUAGAGGGAUUCUAAUGGGAGAGGGGAUUCUUCCCUCCUGAAGUUUGUGUGUCCAGUCCCCUUAAAAAAAAUGAAUAGUUGUCUUUUCUUGUCAUAUUAAUACUCGAAAGUCCAUGGUGGUAUUAAUGAAAGUACACUUUAUUGUUGCCUUUGAACUUAGGGCCAAGGCAAUAAAUCAGAAACAAAAAUAGUGCCAAUGUGUCAAAAUCUACAUCUGAGAGAUUCAGCCUCCCAUUUGGAAUAAAUAUGAAUCUUCUAAGCUAUCUUGUUUAAUAUUUUCCAUCAUUUAGCUACUUCCUAUCUCCCUCAGAGGCGCCUGCUGUUCCCAUUUUAGAGUUGACAGUGGCCUGCUAAUUUUGCUAUGUUCCUAAAAGUUACUGGGUGUGAGACAUUUUCAUCCCCUCCUUUUUCCUACUGCUGGUGUUUAUUAUCCAGCUAGACAAUAUUUUAUGCAUAUUUACCGUGAUGUCUGGACCAUACCUGCGCUCCUUGGCAGUUUAUGUUGAAGAUAACUAAAGAUUUUUCUCUUUGGGAGGCAUCAAAAUGAUGGUAGUUUGCUUUUAUCUUUUUAUGUUCAUUUUCUUUUAGUAGGUGACCUUUCUGCAUUAAGAACUGUUUUUAUCUUUUACUACCUUUUCUUUUCUCCUUUGUGGAGAGAGCAUGACAUGUCCUGAAGGUCACCUUUGCCUUUGAAAAAGGUUUGAUGGAGGAAUUCACAGGUGACUGACAAGUCUUUGAAAAGAAUGGGAUCUGUUCACUUCUGGUCUUUUUGGCCGGGAACUUCUGAUUGGUGUUAAGGUGGUAAUUUCCCCCAUAUGAUUUAGAAUCACUGAGUUUGAGCUAGAUGAAAUUUUUAAAAUUUCUGGUUGUCUCAUUAGACUGAUGAGGUGAGUUUUCUUCUUCAUAUGAACAGCUAGUUAAUAACAGCAGAGUUCUCACUCAGUGCUCAGUACUUAAUUUUCCACUGCACCACAACUGUCUUAACUAAAUGUGCUGUAUUUUUCUUUAAAAGUUAAGAGUUCUAUUUGGUGUUUUCAGGAAUAUACUUGAAAAGACAUGCCAUGUUUUGGUAAAUACCAUCAGAGUUGUGUAAAGGCGUGUACUAAGUGCAACCUUAAUUUGUGGAAAUAAUCUUCAUUUACCCCUCCUAAAACUACACUCAGUAUAAACACUUUCCCAUAAGGUGUGUGCAGUAAAAAUGUUAUAUUACUCCAACACUGGCAGGAGCACAGCACAGCAGCCUUAUUGGAGAGAGCCUUAUAAAAGUGAUUAAAUGGAGGCAUCGAGCUCAUUACAUUUAAGUUUACUUUGUGCUGACCUUUGUUCCUGUUUUGAGAAUCUCAUAUAAUUAUUAAAAAAAAAAAUUACAACGAAACGGCGGGGCCUAGCUGUGUAUAAAUGAUCCUUGCUGAAUAUCUUAAGGUUUUUUGUAAAAAAAAAAAAAGAAAAACCAACAAAAAAAGCUUAUUUUCACAUUAAAAUGAAACCUCUUUUGCAACUUAAGAAUUCUAUGGAAAAGCAGUUUUUAUCAUAUUUUGUGUCCAUGCACCAUUUUUCUUAAAAUGGCUUACAAAAAAGAAUGUAAACAAUUUGUGAUCUGGCCAGUUGUACUUUUAGCUCCCAGAGGGAGAGUUGGUGGUAUUAUGAGUUGAGUAAAAACCAUCCAGGGGAACUUGAGGGAGCAGUCUGUUGCCAGUAAUGUUCCUUGUGUGCCAUUAAACCACCUCCAGAUGAGUGGAGGAACAUCACUUUUUAAUUUUUUAAUUGUAUUUGGAAUUGUUGCCGUGUACUAAGAACUUGACCUAAAUAAAAUCCCACAAAGUAUA
Messenger RNA from Pan troglodytes (chimpanzee), 6518 nucleotides. It is a transcript of the gene ABI2, whose product is annotated as abl interactor 2. NCBI's taxonomy places the organism in Eukaryota, Metazoa, Chordata, Mammalia, Primates, Hominidae. Gene Ontology annotation, molecular function: SH3 domain binding; signaling adaptor activity. Gene Ontology annotation, biological process: neuron migration. Bases 323 to 1930 code for a protein of 535 amino acids. The record is from RefSeq and is a predicted model, not a curated record. Gene Ontology annotation, cellular component: lamellipodium; SCAR complex; actin-based cell projection. The transcript is spliced from 12 exons.